GGAAAGGUGUCCUCGUCACAGAACCUGCACCACAGUUGGCAUCUCUGUGGGUGCUCCCAACAGGGAGCUCAUGGACUGAUUUAGUUAUGGAGUCUGAGCUCUUCUCUCUUCCAUGGAGGUGACCCUUCCAGGACAGGGUUGAUUGAAUGGAGGAAGCUUACACUGCCAAUGUUGUAGCUGCUCGAUAGAUUUCAGUCUCCAGAGUGGACAAUAUGAAACCUUUUAUCAGCCCUGAAUUCUCUAAAUUAAAGUGCCACUGGGUGAAGCAUGGCGUGCAGGCACAAAAGGAGAAAAAGAUUUAUAUUUGUGGAAGUAUAUGUUCCUGUUUUGCAUUAUGGUCUCUCUGGGCAGACUGCUUUCCAUGCACCGAGCUCCAUGGCAGUCAGUGAGGCUCCAUGCUGAUGCCAGUGCGGCACGGGGAAGUAAGAGCUAGUCUGUACAUAGACUUGCACCCAAAUGUCCGCAGGUGUAAAUGAAAACUGGUUUACUUUGGUGCAAGUCUGUAUGUGGACCUGCAUAGAUCACAAUAGAAGUGGCUUUAGAAGUCAGUUUAGAUAACUGACCUUAGCUAAAUGUGACACUUAUCUCUUUUGGUAAGGAUACGUCACCUAAUGCAAUGGCAAAAAAAACUAAGUUAAGGCAGAGGCAGUAUUGCUUGGUGACAUGUCAUCCUCUUGCAGAACACUGAGUUGAGCAAAAUGCAAACCAUUUGAAAAUCAGGAAAUGCACAGUUAAGAUUGCCUGGGCAACCUUAACUCAGCCCUCUUUCUGCAAUGCCCCACUGUGCCCCAUUAAUAUACAUACCUUUACUCUGCCAAUCCCACAGUUGCUGAAAUGUAAAAGUAGGUGAAACGCUUGUACAACCCAUUCACUCUAACUCGCAGGAUUCCAACUAGCACUUGCUGGGAGUGGGGAAGGGUUGUCCAUGCCACCUUCCUCUAGCCUCUUUCAGCAACAUCUAAAUAUGCACAUAUUCACACUGACCCUUGGCAUUAUAAAAAUCAGGAGGUUGCAGAUCCUGACACACUCACACCCUUAGCCAACUUCCCAGAAAGAGUCCUGCAUGUGUACAAUUUAAGAACAACUUCACAGCCUUUUACAACUCUACUUACUCACAGGAUACCAUCUCAACCUAACUUUCACUUAACUAUCAUUAAAGCAUUAGAAUUCCCUUGUAUUCCAUUUCACUCCUGAUACCCUUUGUAAUAAAAGCUCUGUGCCCUGCUACUGACAAAACCUACACACUUCUGCAUAGAAAUGGUGCAUACUUCAUCCUGAAGGUACACAUGCACCUCUUCCCUUUCCUCACACACAUGAGGGUGCAAAACAUGGAACUUCUCAUAUCACAGUCACUGCUGUGUCACACUCCUCAAAGUAAUCCACACAUCUCACAAACACACCUUUACCAAGCAGAGCUAACUACUGCCUCCAUCAUUCAGUACAGCUACACCUGACACACACGUUACCUGGAAUGCAUGCAGGUAAUAAAUGCUUAGACUGUUGUCAUAUUCCAACUUGCUAUUGAUAAUACCCUUUGUAAUAAGAACUCUGUGCCCUGCUAAUGAUAGAAUGUACACAAUUCUGCAUUGAAAUGGUGCAUACUGGAUCCUGAAGUUACACAUGUAGCUCUUCCCUUUGCUCUCAUGCAUAUUGGAAGAUGCAAAACAUAGAUUUUGUCAUAUAAUAACUACAGGUCUGCCACACGCCUCAAAGUAAUCCACGUCCUCCUAUCACAAAUACACUUUUACCAAGCAGCCCCAGCUACUGCCUCCACCAUUUAGGGUAGGUAUAUGUAAUACGCUGACUGCACUUUCAGUGUAUGCAAAUAAUUUCCAUUGGCUACUGUCAGCUGUAAGGGAACAGAAGGAAGAUUACAUGGGCAACCUUUUUUGUCCUUUAAUAGUGCAAGAUGGAAUCCUGUGGGUGAACAUGAAUGGGUUGUCAAAAGAGGUGAAGAGCUUGUACAUUUCAGCAACUAUGGGGGUUGGCAGAGUAAAGGUAUGUGUAUUAACGGCAUAUUGGGACGUUGUUGGAAAAGGGCAUAGUUAAGGUUGCUUAGGCAACCUUAACGCUGCAUUUCCUGGGUUUCAGAAGUUUUGAGUUUUGCUCAACUCAGCAUUCUGCAAGGGGACAACAUCCUACCAAGCAACCUUAACUCUCCCUUAAAGUAUAUUUUUGCCUUUGAAUUUUCUAGUUUUUUGAACAGGAAAAGGUAUGUUGGUGAUAGGAAUAAAUAGUCGUUUAGGCAGUUGUACAUAUCAUGUCCUGCAAUUUGCAUACUGAGUCAGCUUGCCUCUGUGCACGCAUAUCAGCUGGACCCCACCAGUCCAGACCUCACCAGCCAUGCCCCUGACCCAUUCACUGCAUUCCCCAUUCCAACCUGGCUGUCCGUCCACUACUGUACCAGGACCUCCCACCACAAGCAAGAACACAUCUUCCUGAAGUCUUCGCUCCCUGGUAUAGGAACACUUCUAUUGGUUUACUUCCUCCCCUCCUAUAACUCAACUCACAUGCAGUGCCUGGAGCGAAGGACAACUAUGUUACAGUGGAACGGUAUUCCUGUUGAAGUUUCAGAGUUUUUGGAGGAUGGAGUUUGUGGCAGGACUGGAGAGAGAAAUCACAGACAGUGUUUCUGUUCCAAGGAAAAAAGAGCCCGGACCUAGGGGAGUAUGACCCCCUCACUCAGGCUGACAGUGAUGAGAGUGAAGAUGACCUUGUGCUCAACUUGCAGAAGAAUGGGGGAGUCAAGAACGGGAAGAGCACCCUGGAGGAGGUGCUGGACCCAGACUCAGAAGCGGAGGUCGAGGUGACAAAGCAGCGGCUGUCAGAGUGUGUCCCAGAUGGGUACCCUGCAGAGGCCACUGGCAGCCUGGAGCAGAAGGCAACCUCCUCCCUGAUGCCUUACCUGCGCACAGCAGUCUUUUUGCUUACCAUGGUUAUCUCCAUGAUUCUGGUGCUGGUGUGCGCCUUUCUCAUUCCUUGUCCUCCUAGAGACUUACAUAACACCUGGAACCGCAACCUUGGCCAGGAAGCAGGUGGAGUGCUGUUCCCACUGGAGCUCUCCGAUGUGAAUGGUGAUGAGCUCCCAGACAUUCUGCUCUCCUUCACAGCCCUGAUGAAUGCUAGCGUAUUGGGUGUUUCUAGGCCAUCAGUAACUGUCGUGGCCCUUUCUGGUAUGAACGGCAGCACCCUGUGGUCCAGCCACAUUCCAGAAGAGACUCGGAAUGUGCAGUGUAAAGGACUGACUCUCACCGCCCCAGCUGAGCCUAUCUGCCUUGUAACUGGAACAUCCAAAUUCCUCAGCCUUCUCCAUGCCUCCUCAGGGAAAACCAUCUGGACACUGAACCCAGCCCACCUGCCAAGCGGGACCCUGGCUGCACCAGCCGUCAUGCUGCCAGAUUUGGAUGGGGAUAAAGUUGGAGAUCUGGUGGUUCUGGCCAUUGGAGAGACCCAGCCAGACCUGUGCUUUAUCCUGGUAUCGGGUAAGACAGGAAACCCUCUGGGUGGGCCCGUGAAGUACAGCAUCAAUGGAGAAGGAAAACUGAUCGGCCCCCAAGCCCACAUUACCAGCCGAGGAGCCAUCUAUAUCCUGUUUGGCUUUGGGAAUGUCCAAGCAGUCGCCCUGAGGGAUCUCUUUGCCCAAGCCAGAAACCGUGACCGCUUCCCUCCUGUGCUGCAGCGGGAGGAGCCGGAGUGGGAGAAGCGCAGAUCUGUCAACUUAUCGGAGCUCAUUGACAUUUACAGCGGGGGUGUUGAGUUCCUGCAGAUGGUGAGGGCUUCAGAUACCAACUGCAGCGACCUCCUCAUCACCACAAAACACAGCCUGACUCUGCUGCGAGGAGAGGACCUGGAGCCCCGCUGGAACCUGGAGCUGCAGGACAUUCACAGGUUAGUUACACUUUUUUUUUUCUGUCUCUCCUUUUUCUCUUUCUCUCCUCCAGGCACACACACACACCUGUGGGAAUCAUCUGGAAUUAUUCCCCAAGCUUGCAGGGAUACCAGGGAGCUGGAGUCAUGUGUGUGUCACCAACCUGCCCCUGGCUACUUCAAUGCUGACCAAACCCUGGACUUCAUGGUGCAGGCGCAGAGCAACGACAAUGUGAAAAAGAUGCUGGUGGUGGAUGGUAAAUCAGGCCUCCCUGUUUGGAGCUAUGAUCUCCCGUGUCACAUGCAGGAAUCUGAUGCACUGUCAGUGAUGACUUUGGAGAGGAAAUCUGUUUUUCUCUUCUGGGCUGAUGAAAUGCAGCCUGCAUUACAAAACUCGGAGCCUGGCCUAAGAAACAAGCGUCCAGGGCUACACCACCUCUACCUCCUGCACCCUACCUUUCCUACCAUCCUUUUGGACCUCACCAAUGUAACAGACACAGUGACUGCUUCAGCCAUUGGAAUUAAUGAUCUCCAAAAAGAUGCGUUUUACAUCACGAUGACAACGAGCCCUACCUCCGAAAACCAGCCGGGCCUGCUGUUGGUCAGCAAGCUGAGCCUGCGGUGGGCCAUGCUCACUCAGAGCCGAAUGGUGCCACUGAUGGAGACCACCCCAAAAAUCAGCCGUGGGGAAAUGAGGAGAUUCCUCUCCAGGCUGAAGUUUAUUGAUUUUCCUCACAAGUUCUAGUGUUGGCCUGUCAGGUUUCAAUAGCCAGGUGGACGUGUGGUCUGGGUGGGGCACGGGGAGCUGCUCGGCGAUUCCUCAGGACGUCCGCUGUGCCCAGGGAGUGGGGACUGAGCACUCUCUCUGUCCCCACCCCCCACUUGCUGUGGAAUGGCAGGGCCGGGUUUGCCAUUGCCAGAUGCCACCACUGGGAGAACUGUAUGUGACCCCUUCCCCCCCACACCCUGCCUGCAUGCUUCCUUCCAGGUAACAUGGCAAUGAGAAGGCAGAGCAGUAGAGCUGUGAAUAGAUACAUGUAUAUUUUUGUAUGUUUAAUUUAUGAACUGGUUCCAGGAAGCUCCCAUUUGUGUCCAUCCAGCAUUUCCUGCCAUUCUGCUCUAAUCUCUGUAUUUUUGUAGUGGAGCCUCUGCCUGGCUUAUAUGUGGCAGGGCUGGUCAUGGAGGCUCCACCAGCUGUCCUACCUCUUUAUUUUACAGUCCCCAGGGCACUCCCCUUUUCCAUGUCCAGUUCCCAGUCUCCUGAACCGUCCAGCCCUCUGUGCCCUUGGCAAGUUGGGAAUGUGUGCUCCAGAGGAGAAAGGUUCCACGUCCCCACUCCAAUUGCCCCUCCCAACCAGGUUGAAUUGGUUGGUGGAGAGGCUCCCCAUUCCUAGGUCGCCCUUUCCCCUUGCUUUGUUUGCGGGCCCAGAGCUCCAUAGAAACAUGCCCAAUAUUCACAACAACAUCACACCAUUUGGAUCCCAAAGCAAAUUUGUUAACUGAAGUGGGCCAGAUCCUCAGGAACAGGGGAGUGCAACCACUUUUUGCCGUGCCUCUGGCAGACUCUAGCCUGGAUAUGUGGCCCCAGGAAUAUCUCAGCAGUGUGAAGUGGUUCCUCAGAUGGUGUAAAGGCUUUUCUGAACCCCUUGCUUCUUGCAUAGGAGGAGGGGCUGGAGGCAGGGGGUAGAGCCAGGAGACCCUUUUCUGAACUGAUCCCCAGCUGCAGUUUUGGUCCUUUAUGGCCAUCACCAGGUAGCAUAAGUUAGAAUAGCCAGAAGGCUGCUCUGACUUAACAGUGGGGACCUGUGCUACUCCCAGCUGCCCCAGAAUCAGGAGAGGAUUAAGAUGGGCUUUAUAUUAUCACUCUCCCCCCGCAACCUUCCUCGCAGUGCAAAAGCCAGAUCUGUCCCCAGUAUAUUUUAAUUCUAUGAAAUGUAAUCUCUGUGUCUCGGGGGGUGUGAUGGCCUGUGCUCCAAUUCUGGAGUGUCCAUAAAGCCUCCUGUGACAUAGGGACAACGCCUCCUUGGUGACGUCUGGCCCCUACUAACUCUCCCCGUUGCAGGGUGCCCUCUUAUAGGAACUGGUUUCCCAGCAUGGCUCUCUCGGGCUGGCCCUUUACAUUUGGCAGAGCCAAGCAACUGUAGCCCUAAAGUGGCCAAUUGGCUGCUGCUUGGUACAUUUUUCUCUCCUCCAGCUAGCAUGUCCCAUUUGUUUUCCUCCAGUUCUUCGUUUCUUAGUGCUGAGUAGAGCGCACAGUUUGGCACCUCCUUUUAAAAGAGCACAUGAGCUAUGGGUGUGGUUGGCUCUGUACCCUGGGCUCUUGGCCCAGCUCCUCACUGCUUGUUUCUCUUGCUCUCUCUCCAGUGAAAUGCUUCUGUACAGUCUCUUCAGGGGUAGCUGCAACCCCGAGGCUGGGCUUUGGGCCUCUCCUUAUUAAUGCCAGAGCCUUUGAACAGUCUGUAUAUGUUUAAUGGUAUUUGUGUGUAAAUAUCUUUGUAAAUAUUAGCACAACUGUAACAAGGGACUCUGGUCCUGGCACCUGCCCGGCCUCUAUUCUCUUCUAGCUGGGUGUGGUGUUCAUAUGUGUUGGUUGGUUUGUAAAUCGGGCUGGCUGGUGGUGGCUGAAUGUAAGUACCAGUAGGCAAGUUAGGAACAGGGAUGUGCUUCCUCCUUCCCCCCCCCACCCCAUCUUGCUGGGAAAGGCUGGUGAGUCACUACCCGAAGGAGUAAUUCCCCUGAGGUGCUUCCUUAAACUCCUAGGCAUGAUAGUCAAUGUCCAGUGAUGCUAGCUCCCCCAUAUUGUGAAUUUCUCCUGUGCAUUCCCACUGUGAAGUAAGACUCUGUCUGUAUAUUGUUGGGAACUGUGAACUGCAGUGAAACAAAUAAAUAUCAUGUACAACA
Molecule: messenger RNA, 6768 nt
Organism: Dermochelys coriacea (leatherback sea turtle)
Lineage: Eukaryota; Metazoa; Chordata; Testudines; Dermochelyidae
Gene: FAM234B
Product: family with sequence similarity 234 member B
Exons: 13
Coding region: 2897-4612 (571 amino acids)
Molecular function (GO): protein binding
Source: RefSeq, a predicted model, not a curated record